This is a messenger RNA of Xiphophorus maculatus (southern platyfish), 9612 nucleotides long. It is a transcript of the gene st8sia1, whose product is annotated as ST8 alpha-N-acetyl-neuraminide alpha-2,8-sialyltransferase 1. The transcript is spliced from 5 exons. Lineage: Eukaryota; Metazoa; Chordata; Actinopteri; Cyprinodontiformes; Poeciliidae. The coding region runs from base 559 to 1563 and encodes 334 amino acids. Gene Ontology annotation, molecular function: alpha-N-acetylneuraminate alpha-2,8-sialyltransferase activity. The record is from RefSeq and is a predicted model, not a curated record. Gene Ontology annotation, biological process: N-glycan processing; oligosaccharide metabolic process.
UGCGCUCCUUUAGAAAGGAGGAGGAUUGGCCCGGUUCAUCUGGGCCGCACACUUUUCUUCAUUUUGGGCUACAGCCGGGGCCUCAAGGAAAGCCCCGGAUCCCGUAAGAAGGGUGGCUUUUUUAGUACUCAAGGUCGAGGAGGGGGGAGCAACACGGACAGAACGGGAUGCUCCAGAACCUCGGGCUUGAAGAGGGGGGCCCCCCGUCUGAUUCUUCACAAUAACCGUGGUUUGGAUGAUGGUGGUGAUGCACAUCCAGCAGAGCGCCGGAUUCCCACAAACCCUCACACACUGCGCCACAGCCCAGCAACCGAGCGUGAGCCACCGCACGGACACACGCUUCUGCUUCUCCUGUGAAUCAGAGCCCGUCUCAUUCAAAGUCGGACUUUGAAUGAGAUGCAUGGACCAAACCGCCGGGUAACCGAGCAGCUUGUACCCCGGCUCACGCUCCUUGUCGGGAUGCUGCACAGGGAGCAGCUCUGAUCUGGCGAUUUCAAAAGGUUUCUGACGCGCCGCUGCCGCUGCUGCUGCUGCUUUGACACAAGACGGAGGGGGAAGAUGUUGGUGCGAUGCUGCCGGGUUAAGCUGUCGGUGUGGGCCGCUCUGUGCGUGCUGGUGCUCGGCUGGUUCUACGUUUUCCCUGCGUACAGACUUCCCAGCGACAAAGAGAUUGUGGAGGAGGUGCUGGGACUGGGGGAAGCUUGGAAGAAGAACCAGACGGGUAUCGAUUUGUACAGGAAUCUGCUGACAGAAUGUUGCAAUCCGAGGUGGAUGUUUGCAGUGACGAAGGAGAACGCUCCUAUUGGCAAGGUCCUGUGGUACGAUGGAGAGUAUUACUACUCGCACACUGUCAACAACGAGACGUAUUCGGUUUUUGUGCAGACCACCCCUCUGAAACCCCUGAAGAAGUGUGCUGUGGUGGGCAACGGCGGUAUUCUCAGGCACAGCAAAUGUGGACGGGACAUUGACCAGGCUGACUUCGUCAUGCGGUGCAACCUUCCACCGCUUACGAAGGAAUAUUUGGAGGACGUGGGGAACAAAACCCACCUGGUCACCGCCAACCCGAGCAUCAUUGAGAAAAGAUUCCAAGGUCUUCUCUGGUCUAGAAAAGCUUUCGUGGACUAUUUGAAGGCAUACGGCUCUAGCUUCAUCUACAUGCCAGCGUUCUCCAUGAAGCCCGGCACCGACCCAUCACUCCGGGCGUACUACGCCGUCACAGACUCCCAUUCCAACCUCACCAUGCUCUUCGCCAACCCUGACUUCCUGCGCAACGUAGGCAAAUUCUGGAAAGCGCGCGGCGUUCAUGCCAAGCGCCUCUCUACGGGCCUCUUCCUGGUCAGCCUGGCCCUGGGGAUGUGCGACGAGGUGACAGUUUACGGCUUUUGGCCGUUCUCCAUCGGACUGGACGGGCAGCCCAUCAGCCACCAUUACUAUGACAACAUCCUGCCCGGUAAGUGGUUCCACGCCAUGCCGGAGGAGUUCGUCCAGCUGUGGCACCUCCACAAAAGCGGCACUCUGCGAGUUAAGGUGGGAAGCUGUCAACCUCAGAAUGAAGGGAGUUAGAGCGCCUACGGACUCCCUAAUGUCAGUGAGGUUAUGAUGAGCAGGAGAAGAGAGUUGGACUGCAAAUUAUCAGACGCUUGUGAGAAUAAAGGUUAUAGGGCCACAUAUUUCCUCUGGGAGGUACCCACACUACACCCGUGAUUAUUUAUUUACCUGAUGUUCUCCAAUUUUCUUCCUAUUCAUGAUAAAAAUGUCUAUUCCCUGACACAGAGUUUCCGUACAGUCCCAAAACUUGCCAUGCACCUGCCCUCGUCUGUGGAACAGUGUGUGUGUUUCCACGGGAAACCUCAGCUGCGAAAGAGAAAAGGGGGAUGGAUUUUCCUCUUGACUGACACAUGUGGCAGCUGGAUCAACCCCCAGCUUACUGAUGUAAGGAGGCAGAGGGAGCGAAGGGCCAAAGGGGAAUAACAUGCACUGAAAAGGCUGCUGAAACACAACAAACAAUGGAGAUAAUGGUAUUGUGGUUGCUAGUGGCUUGAAAAGAAGUGAAAUUUAAUUGAGCAAGGGGUAAAAAAAGUUUUUUUUUUCAGGGUGUAAUCUCAGUGUUUUUCUCAAACUGAUUGAUUCCAAAUGGAGCUGUUAUACAAUGUAGAGACUGACUCAUGAAUUAAAUCCCCUAGAAUGUUAAGCCAUGUUGCAUUUUAAACCUUGAAUCUAAAAGGGAAAACCUGCUGUUGUGUAUCUUGUCUUUGUUUGCCAAAUGUGAUGUUUUUUUAUUAUUAUUGCUUUUCUUUAGGUUUUAAUGUGAAUUGUGUUUGUGGUACAUCAAGGGGGGGAGAUAUUGUCCUGCCAAAACACAUAGGUACCUCAGCUUUCACUCCUCUUUUAACAGUGAUUAUCUUUUUUGGUGCAAUUCAGCAAAAACAGGCUCCCUAGUUUGAUCUAAUCCACUUCUGUAGAGAGCCUUGCUGGAAGUCGGCCCCCUGGUUGCAGGACUGUACUUGUCAAGGGCCAAACCAGGGGAACAGUGGACUCUUUCAUGCUCUCCCGCCCAGUCCUUGUGCUGCUUGUUCUCUGAAAUGAGGAGACACUGAUAUAAAGAGGGCACCAACAGAUGAAGAGGACUCAAUGGCACAAAGUGGGCUUUCAGUCAGUGUUGCUUCUUCCCAUUCAAUGUAGGAAACCUUGUUGAGUAACUAGUGAAUCUGUUGCACUCGGUUAUUGAUCAUUUUUGCCUCAGAGAACGGGCACAACUUAGCCUCUGUCCUGAACAAUUGCCUUCAAAAUCAAAUCAAACAGACAUUUUUGUGUAAACAUGCAAAACCUGCAUUAUUUAUUUAUUUGAGGGUGUCUUUUUUUUGUUUUGUUUUGGGGGUUUUUUCCUUAAAAAUGUACUUUGUAUAUGCUGUUGUGCCAUACCGGUGAUGGUGCAACAAUUGAGAACUCUGCAUGGGGAAUGCAGGAUGUGAACCACAGCCCUCGCUGCUGAAGGUACCAAACGUCUUUGUAAGUUUAGUGCUUUAUGUUCUUAUCUGCUCCGUCUGUAAAGCUGAAUAAGGUCCAGUGCCUUUUAUAUGAAUUGGAGGAGAAUUCCUUGUGACCUUCUCACUAAUGUGACUGAAGUGAUCCAAUUGGUGAUGCAUACUUUUUCAGUUUUCAGUGCUGUCAAGAAAAACCUGUUGACGUUUUUAUGAAUCGGUUAUCAUAAGCUUUUUGUGGCUUUGUAAAGAGAUAUCAAUGACUUUAGCUCUCUACAUUAAGGGGCGUUAAUCAUCAUAUUUGAAAUGUUAUUUUUUUUCGUGCUCAUUUGCGGAUUUAAAAGCACUCUGUGGCAAGCUCAUUCAACCAGCAAGCUGCCACAUUGGCAAAUAACUGCUGAUGGGGGGGAAAAAAGUGCUAAUUUUUAUCACUCAAAAUCUGCAAUCAUUCAGGUAGAUUUAAAUUCCUUCCUGCUUCUGACUAGCAUUUUUCACAACAGAGAAAUUCUUUCUAUAAGCAAAACUCUGCUGUGAUUGUGUAAAACAUAAUAGCUGUAACACUAAUAAAUCACAUUAUUUCUUUCUUUUUCUUUUUAGUGUUUUUUAGCUUUUAAAAAGAUAUCUGUUUUUGACACCAAAAAUUAUAUUUACCCUGAAAAGAUUUCCCUGCAGAGUACCAUCAGAGUGCAGGCUUGGUUUUAUCUAAGAAUCAUGUGUUUUUUGUUGUUGUUGUUUUUAAGUGAAUGUUACUCUGCACUGAUAGAUUUAUGUUCUGUUUUCUGUACUGCCUUGCUUGUUAGCGUGAAAUGCCAAGUUAGCGUGACCAAUGAUCUCAGACUCACAAUAAUGAGAGGAAAAAUGGAGUUCUUUUUUUAAUUGAAGACGAUUCCUUUAAAGAGGACAGUGUAUAACUAAUGCCAAGCAUGUGUGUUUGACUUUCUUUUGUUUGAGGUUACAAACCUCAUUUGCUAUGUAAAUGUAACUUUAAUGUGAAUUAUUCCAAAACAAACAAAAAAAUCCUGAAUAGUUUUUACUGCGGUCCAUUCAACUUCUAUGAUUGUUUGAUUGUUUUUUUUAAAUCUGCAUCUUUAUUUGUCGUCUUCUGCCCAGUAUUGUGAACGAAUGAUCUGUGACAGUUUAACUGUAAGUAAGCAUGAUGACUUUUCAAAGUAUAGGCGCUUUUGGGCCAUCGAUUUUUCUCUUUUUUUCUUUUUUUUUUUAACACAAGCUGUCGCUAAAAGUCAGCCAGAACAAGUGAAAACACCUGCCUGCCAGCUUCAUCUUUUUGUGGAAACGUGAAGUGAAAAAAAUGUGAUGUAAAUUUUGGUCUUGUGGAAGAAGGGCAAAUUAGUUUUAGAUCUGACAUAAUUAAUUGAGCUUCAGUCGAAGGUAUGCUUCUCUCGCUACACUGUGAGCUUUGCAAUUCACAUAGCAAGAGUAGAUUUUUGAAUUAUUUAAAACAGUGAUCAAACUAGAGAUGCUGACUUUUUUUUUUAAAUCUCAUUUUGAUGUGCUAAAAAACCCAUAUAAACAACACAUGUUCAACUAUUUUAAGAAAGAUAUGGAGAUAAUGGUGCACUCCACAGAGGCAGUGCAUUAUUAUUGCCGUCAUCUGGAAUUUAGUUGCUGCGUGCCUAGUUGUGAAGAAAUGCUUAAAAACGGAUCAUUUUAGCAAAUAUUUGAAGCUUUAGAUGAUUUAUUUCUUAGAUGCUGUGCUGGUUGACUGUUAAAUAAUAAAACGGCUGUUGCAAACAACCAUCUCACAUUAGCAUGCAGUUCUUUUUAGGACUAAUGCAAUUUUACAGAGAGGUUUUUGGACAUUUUCAUACGUAGCUAGUUGGCAAGUCUUGGAUUAAGGUUAGUAUUUUUUUAAAACAUGUUUCCUGUUUUAACCGCAUUCUAGUGCAUCACCAGCAGGUGGGGUUUUCCGACUGCAAAAUCGCCUGUUUUUACUGUAAGGUUUGUAAUAUAAUCUCACUGCUUAUUUGUUCUGCGGCCUAAAGGCUUUGCUUAAGACUUUGUGUGUUCAGUCUUGAGUUUUACAUUGUUUGAAGCAAAUCAGGGCGUUUCAGCUGAGUCUAAUAAUAUUAAAUAAAGUGGACGAAGACGGGGAUGUUUUGGGCAGGGAUUCUAAAUUGUAAUGUACUUUAUCGGUCUCAAAGGAAUAUUCAAUCUUACUGUUGCUGAUUGACGCUGAUCAAAGACGCCAACUUCUGCUUGAACAUUAGACGUUGCAUUUGGCUGAUGUGAAUGUCCCCUCAAGUGAGGGUUCUUUUUCCUCUUUUUUUGGUUUGUUUUAUGUAAGAAUAUUUGUUACAAGUCAUCUAACCUACAAUGCAACUUGCUUACUUACAUUAAAAGACAUUUUAGUAACAUCAGCCUGUUACCUGAUGCAGUUCCUCCCUGUCACUCAACAGAUUAAUGUGUGCACAGAGGACAGAUAAAUAGAAAUUCAUGUACAUGAGACUAAAUACUCAUACCACCAUAAAACACCAUUAGUUUGAUGCAGUGGCUUUAAACAAAAACUCUUGUACAUAGGCCUUUCACAAAGCCAGCAUAGCUACACAAAUUUAAUAGGUGAUGAAGGAAACUUUAAUUUAAUCUGAAAAGGUCAAACAAAGUCCUUAGCCCUUGUCCAAGAGAUUUGUAAAAUUAGGACAAGAAAAAGAUAAGUUUGCAUGAGAUGAUUAGACAAUAAUGCAAAAUUAGUUUAGUCUGUUUAGAUAUUUUCACGGGAGUUUGGAAUAAGAAAACAUUAAAGCCAACAUCACAGUACAGGUUUCAUUUUUAGGGUUGCAAAUUACAUACAUCAACUUAUAUUAACGCCGUUAUAUUGGGGCUGAUUGAGACAUCACUAGCCAAACAUCAUUGUUGCACUAUCGGUAUAGCUUUUUUCUUUUUAAUUAUCAUUUUUAUUUUGUAUUUUUCAGUUUUGUCAAUUUCUUAACAACCCGCAUUUGCAUACAAGGUAUAGAUUGGCAAAUUGUUCACCAUGUGGCUUAAUAGGGCCUUACUCUUUCAAUAAAUUGUAAAAUCAGAUUUAUUGUAAUUUAGCGUACAUAACCUUGCAGUUUUAGUUGUGGUGCUAUGAUAAAUUGUGUUGAAACAAACUUGUCUGAUCAUGUCAAACGCAGUUAAGCCCAAGUGUGAUGAGUCGUUUUGUAGGGUUCAGCUUCUACUCUUGACAUCUCAAUGACAUUUUUUUUUUGUAUUAUUUAACAUGUAAAUGUUCUUUUUUUUUCUUUGUCUUCACCUGAAGCAUUUGAUGCAAAAUGAGGAAGGAGAUCCACUUUUCAAAGAUUUUUUUGCCUUUGUACCACUUUGACUUUCACCCAUUUUGUCCAGUUUGAUGUCAGCAACCCAGCCUGAGCAUGUAAAAAUAAAACUAGAGGUUUUGUUUUGAAUUGACUGUUUAUGGCCAAAAUAAAAUAAAAUAAAAAAUGAUCACAGAACAACCAUAACCAUGUAAAACUUCAACACCAGAAUCAAAUAAAAAGAAAAAAUCUAAAAAAAAAAUUUAUUUGUUUUCUUUUUUUGUUGCUUUCCCCUGAGAGUUUCCCUCAUCCUUAAUGAGAAAUGUCAAACAGAACCACAUCUACUAUAGGGGAGGAUUUGCUUUUUCUUGCGUGGGCGUGCAGUAAUUCAGCCAAACACCUUCUGAGGACUGUAAGCGUUCACAGAAAUCCACUGUGCUUUCCACAGCCCUGUCUGCACGCUGGGCUUGUAUGGGAUAUGAAUUUUUUAAAGAUGUCAGUAGAAGCUGCACAGCUUUAUCUCAGGCCUCUUCUGCUCAGACCUUAACCUUUUCAGUUAUGAAGAAACGCAGUCGACUGUCUUGUCCGUGGCACUGAGAUCACAAAUUAACAACAAAAGAAAAAUUAACUCUUUAUUUUAACUUUUGUAUGGCUUGAUUACUUUGGAUUGCAUAAAGUACAAAUGUCCACAUGGUAAAAGUUGUUGUUUAUGUCAUAUUGCAUAUUACAAUCCUGUAAAAUGUCAAUUCACAUUGUGUAGUCACCAAAACAAAGGUUUUCACACACCUCUGUUGCUAUGCCAGAGUUUUAUGAUCAUUUCAAAGCAAACAAUAUCAAAAACCUCACUGUGGAUGAAGAUAUAUUAGAUACACGAAUAUUUAAUAUUUCUAUUGACACUUCUAUACACAGAUUCAGCAAAUCAAUGUUAGAUUCAAGCUUGUCUGAUUUUCUAAACACUUUUCUCUAUUCCAAAUAUGUAGCCUUGUUUUUGAACUGGCAACUUAUUUUAAUUUGAGAGCACACUCUGGCACCUGUAUGAAAGACUGCUUUCAGUGAGUUCUGGACAUGUGGAGAGUCAUGCCCUGUCAGGAAACUCCUGGUAAACAUUAUUUUUGGAUGGUCAGGUCACACCCCUUGGAGUCUGUAAUAGAAGGCUGAGCAGUCCAUAAUGGCUGUGCUUUGCAGAUUCAAAGUAAAAUGAUGACAGAUUUAAACACAGACUUCAGUUUAUGAUUUUCCAGCUGUGAUUAAUUAAAGACAGCUCCAAGCUAAUAGGGUUUUUGCCUCGAUUAAAAACAACUGUGUUUUCAGAGUUUUUGCAGUUUUCUGAAAGCUCGUUCCAGAUUAGGGGAGCGAAGAAGCUGGAUGCUAAUACUCCAUGUUUGGCUCUGACUCUGGGGAUGCACAUUAGACUUGAAUCGGAAGACCUAAGUGGUCUGGAAAGUUGGCAUAACAACAUAUCUGUAAUGUACUCAUAUGUUCAAUCAAAUAUUUGUAUUUCAAAGUCUCCUUUCUGCCAAAGAUGUAUGAAUGCAUCAGGUUCAGAGUGUGCUUGUGUUGGCUGUUCACACUGUCAUGACACCAGUGCCCUCAUGCACCCACUGACUUACAUGUAAGUGUUUUGAGGGUGACAGUUGGCAGGUUUUUACGUGCCGAGUCAAGCCGAAGCGUGUCAUAUUGUUGUUUUGUUUGUUUUAUUUUUGUUUGCUCCUCAGUCUUGGAUGUUGAAAUCUCCUGCAAUGAUUAAACAGUCCUAAUCAACAUGUAUUACAGAUAGCAGAUUACUCCGGACAGGAAAAUCCUGUAAUAUCCCACUGCAAUAACAGGAACAUGAUAAUAGGAGGACAACACCUGAGUCAGCCUUUAAACCCAACAUCUAUAUUUUAUCAAGUUCAAAAGUCCGCAGAAGAAAUAUUAGUCACUGUGUUACUUAAAUUGCUUUAUUAAACAUUAGCUCUGUCAGGUCAUUUUUAAUUGAGUUCAUUAGCCAUUCCUGGGAAAAUCUGACUCUUAAAUAUUUGGGAAUCAAAGUCAAAACCCAUUGAGGGAGAUUUCAACAUCCAUACUGACACCAUCCAAGACAGACGGGUGGCGGAAAAAAACGAAAUGAUACCAAAACUUGUUUUACUCAACAUGAUGAACAGGCAACAUACAGCCAUAGACACACCUUAGACAUGAUUAUCAGUGAAGGUCUAAAUAUAGCCAAGGUCUCUGAAAUUGACGUCACGCUGUCUAGUGUUGCGGGUGCCAUUUACCAUGACAGACAAAUUAACAAGCCAACCUGUGACUUUAUAAUCUCACACACGAAGAUAGAUUAAUUCAAGUCUGGAUUACAACUUUUGAUUUCUUCUCUUUAUUCUGCCACUGCAAUGUAAUGCUUUUGUUUUGUUUUCGCUUGCAUUAUGUUUUAUUACGUAAGGCCCUUCUUCAAAUAAACCCGAUUUCACCAGAGACGACGCUGAAUUAGCUGUCUCUCCUACGGACGUCUUGAGGUCAUGUCAUUUCCUGCUGUUGGUCAUCUGGGUUUUCUCAAGUCCAAAAAAAAAAAAAAAGCACAGCUACUUUCAUGUCGCAUUUCAUCCAACUUUAAUGUUUGUAACUUUAUAUAAACCCUUAAACCAAUGAUUUUAAGUCAAGUGAAGCUUGUUUGUGCAGCACAUUCAGCAGCAAGGCAGUUCAAAGUGAUUUGCAUAAUAAAAACAUAAUUAAACAAAAGAUAACUAGUAUAUUGCACUGGCAGAAGGUAAAGAAGUAAAAAAAGUUCUAAUCCAGACUAGAAAUAAUAAAUGUUUCACUUAUUGUUAUAAGGGCUUUUAGCCUUGACUAUCAGGAACUCAGUUUUACAAUUUUCUGGAAGUAUUAGAUUAGAAAAUUCUGGAAAAUUAGAUUAGAGUCUAAUCUAAUUUUCUAACUCGUGUAUGGCUUCUUCUGGUGCAGAAUUACGAUGUAUAUCUCACGUUAAUGACAUAAGAUCCUUUGUCUUUUACCUGGCGAGUCAGAUAAUUACAUCUUUCGCUUAGAAAAUUGUAACUCGGAGGCACUGACUGAAAUAUUAUAGGCGUCUCCUUGUUUUCAUUCAACCGUGUUUCUUUUAAAAACCUAACAUAAAUAUUAUGCUCAAUGAUGAAGAUUUAUUACUCAAACUGAAUGUGUAAUAAAGCCAGUUUAAUUGACUUAGAGGCAGAUAAGCUUUCCAUUGGAGGUUGUAUUAGAUAGGAGAUAAAUAAGAGGUUUGAUUUUAGACAGCUGCAUUUUUAUUUUUAUUUUUUACUGGUUAUGGUGUUUUUGUGUUCAGACUCAUUUGGGCUGGUGUAUUUACAGAGCAGAAUGGCUGUACAGUAAACUUCUGUGAUCACAAUAAAGCUGAACUAUGUCAA